Molecule: messenger RNA, 737 nt
Organism: Spodoptera exigua (beet armyworm)
Lineage: Eukaryota; Metazoa; Arthropoda; Insecta; Lepidoptera; Noctuidae
Source: the annotation of a GenBank genome assembly
GGGAAUUUUGCUCAAUUGCUGCUCGUUUUGGGCAGUAAUUAACUUUUUUAUAAGAAAAAUACAUAAACAUAUCUAAUACAAAUUAUUUAAUUACUCUCCACAAUACCAGUGUAAAAAAUAAGUAAUCACAGGAAACUGUGAAUCUUAUUUAUUAGACGAAAAGUAAACAAGUUUCAAUUAUUUGUGGGCCCGUAAUAAAACCCCAAAAGAUGCAAUUAACAUCCGACCCUAGGCGUGCUGACAGAGAACGUCGAUUCAAACCGCCUCCACCGACAUCAGCUCCGGCUGAAGAUCUCACCACAGAUUACAUGAAUAUUCUAGGUAUGGUGUUUUCUAUGUGUGGUCUUAUGAUGCGUCUUAAGUGGUGUGCAUGGACUGCAGUAUUCUGUUCUAGUAUUAGUUUUGCUAAUUCUAGAGUUUCUGAUGAUACUAAACAGAUUGUAAGCUCCUUUAUGCUGUCAAUAUCUGCAGUUGUUAUGUCGUACCUACAAAAUCCUGCUCCAAUGUCACCCCCAUGGGCAGCUCUUACUACAUAGAUAUUGUUUUAUUACCGUAAAACCGGGUGAAUAGAAUUCGAGGGGUAAAUAGACACGGAAGAGGGGUGAAUAUAUACAAGGAAAAUUCGCCAACAUCUAUUCUCCCCUUUCGUGUAUCUAUUCACCCCUCAAAUUCUAUUCACCCCGUUUUACCCUCAAAUUAUAUAAUUUAUUACAAUUAUUACAUGUUACAUCUCUUCC